AUGGACUGGUCCAAGACUGUCUUUCGUCUGCGCGCAUUGCCAGACACCGUGGAAACCAAAGAAGAUGCCGCUCGUCUGCUUAGUAAACGGCUCAGCGAUAUCUCUACGCACCAAAUCUGGGUGUAUUCCCUCGCGCUGACUCUGAAUCAUUGGGAGGAUCCUCCCACUAAAGUGGCAACUGUUAUGUUCGAUGUUCCCCCUUCGCUUGUCCAACGCAAUCCAGAAAGCCGGGCGUGGCAUAUUCCCGCCAGGGGCCAUGAUCGUAAUAGCCCAGAUCUCAUAUUAGAUACCCACUUUAUAGGUCUUACACCCUUGAAUGAUACAAAUCACUUGCAAAAUUCGUACGAUUGCAUCGCUAUCUCAGGUCUAGCAAGCCACCCUUUCGGAUCCUGGCAGCGCAAGGGAAGUAACAAACGCUUCAUGUGGAUUCGUGAUAAUCUACCCAAGUCUGUGCGAGGAAUCCGAGCCAUACUUUACGGGUAUGACACUGAGCUUAACGGCAGCAGCUCAUUCCAGACCAUCAACGAUCUCGCCAAGCAGCUCAUCGAUCAACUCCAAGCCCACCGGGUCCCAGAGUCGGUAACGCCGUUGGUCUUCCUCGCUCAUAGUCUGGGAGGACUGGUCGUUAAGCAAGCUCUACGCGACCUGGCCGAAAAUUAUCCGGGUGAUGAAUAUCAGGCUCUCUUGAGUGCUGUACGAGGAGCAGUGUUCUUCGGCGUCCCAAAUUUGGGCAUGGAGCACAGGGAAUUGGAAGCCAUUGUCCAUGAUAAACCUAACGGGGUUCUUAUUCGGGAUUUAUCUACAACAUCCAACUUUAUCCACCAACUCACAGAGGCGUUCUCCACCAAUCACUUUCACGAACGAUUCAAGUUCUUUUGGGCGUAUGAAACAAGUGUGUCGCCCACAGUUGUCAGGAAAGCAGACAAUCGAGUAACCAGAGAUGGGCCUACGGCCAUUCUGGUGAACAAAGAUUCAGCAACAUGCGGGUUCAUUAACACUAGAUCUGCAAUAACAUUUUCAAUCAAUGAGUCACAUUCCAAUAUGGUAAAGUUUGAUCAAGGUUCUCAAUAUUACUCAACUGUGCGCUCAAAGUUAUUGCAAAUUCUAAAGCCCGAUCCUCAGCCACAAGAAGGCAUUGACUAUAAUGCACAGAGUAGCAGCGUGUCACACACUGUCCCUGACGAUGUGAUACAGCCUAUCUACCAGACUGAUCCAGCAGACAGUGCGAAAUCAGCAGCCGAGAGCCUUCUGCUGCAGCCGCCACCACGCAGCAUACUUGUCAGUGGAAUACAAAUGCAACAGGAACUCUCCAGAGACAUGAAGUACAUGGGACGACUAGAACCGUUUUUGAUAUCGAUGGAACAGUUUGGCCAGCUGGCGGAAGAUAUCAGACUAUUCUCCAAUAACUCUGAUAGCAUUGCGUACGUAUGGACAACAUGCGAGCAUUCAAAAGCAUUUGAUUCCAUUUUGAAUGCAUACCAGUUAAUUGGAGAUCAGAUGCCUCGACUUCGCCAGUACCAGGCUGUAUUUAUUGAGUGUUCUCACUUGAGAGAUGCUCUAGUAAUGAUCUACAAGGAUAUUCUUCUGUUCCACUCUGAAGUAAUCCGGCAAUUAAAACAUCGGCAAUGGGAUCAGCUGUUUCAUGCCUGGAUGAGAGACUUUACUAUCAAUAUUGACGAUAUUGCGGAGAGAGCUGCGCGAAACAAACGGCUUAUUGAAAAUAAAGUCUCUCUCAUGGAGUUUGAGGCAAUCAAAAAAGAUGAUUCGAUAUCCGCGCGUGCCUUUGAACGUGAGAAGGAGGCUAUGGCAAAGGUUCAUAGAGACACGAUCGAGCACUGGCUUUCCGCAUUCGACAUCAAAGCAGAACACCGCAUUCAUCAAGCCAAGAGACGAGUUUGUCAAAACCCCGGGCAUUGGCUACUGAAUAGCCCCGAAUUAAAGACAUGGUCAAGCAUUGACGAUCAGUCAAACCCACUACUUUGGCUCAGCGGGAUCCCGGGAGCAGGCAAGACCGUUCUCGCUUCUAUCGUGAUUGACGAGCUUUCCAGACUUCCGGGAGCAAUUGUUGCGUAUUUCUAUUGCAAGCAUGGCGAUGAGAGACGUAACUCCGUUGAUAGUGUUACGAGGUCGAUCUUGGCACAAGUCCUUGACCAGAACCCUGAUCUACUGCCAUAUUAUUACGAAAAGGCUCAUAUGAAUGCCUCAUUGACGUCAUCCACAGUCUCUGAGCAAUUGUUAUGCACGUCUCUCAGGAGUUGUAGGAGGGUCUAUAUCGUACUUGAUGGCUUAGACGAAUGCGGGCGCGCUGCCAGGAAGAAUAUCGUCAACCAAUUUCGUCAAAUGGUUGAACAAACGGUGAUAGAUGUGGGCUCCAUCCGGUGUCUGUUUGUCAGCCAGGAAGACGGUGCGGCUGCUGAAGAUUUUGAGGGCAUCGAAUGCAUCAAGAUCGGACAGCGCAAUUUUGAAGAUAUUUCGGCUUUUGCCCGCGUAUGGCAGCAGACUAUAGUCACCAAGUUUGGGGGAAACAAUCGACUCCUGCAUAUUCAAGACAUCAUAACAAAACGGGCUAAGGGGAUGUUUAUCUUCGCCGAACUAUUCGCGAAAUAUCUCGAGGAGCGUCUGAGUCUUGAGGACCUCGAAGAACAACUUCGUCCCGACAAUCUGCCGGUGGAGUUGGAUGAUCUCUAUGAGCGGAUUCUUAGUCGCAUCCAAGAAGUGAGAGACGUUGAAACUAUGAAGCGCAUCAAGGAAAUGCUAGGUUGGAUUGUCUGUGCUCGUCGGCCACUACGAUGGGAAGAGAUACAGACCACAGCCUGUAUCAGCCCUACGCAUGGGAAUUUUGAUGUUCGCAGACGACUAGUCAAUUCGCCAAGCGAACUGUUCGCCUCUCUUAUCGAGUACCAUCUUGAUGGCACAGUUGAUCUUGUUCAUGGUACUGCACGGAAGUAUUUGACGAAAGGAGGGUUGGAGAAAGGCCUCAGAAAAGAGGUGGUGGUAAGAGUCCACCAGGCUCAUCAUUCGCUAGCAGUGCGCUGUCUCACGUACCUCUCGUUCCCUCAGUUCGAUCUCAAUCGAGCUGAACAUGAUGUCAAGUCGGAUAUGCUUGACGGGUUUCAUCAGCUGUAUGACUAUGCGUCUGCUUGCUGGGUUAUGCACCUGGAGGGUGGGAUUUUGGGUCUUGAAGUGGGCGACCUCACUCGUCUAUGCGAGGCACUGAAAAGAGUAGUUGAUUUGCACUGGUCCGAGUCACACAAGCCCAUCCAACAUAUCGAAAGAGUGCGCACACUCUUAUCACCUUUCAACGAGAUUGAAACUACGGAAUUGAAGGAUCACAACCGACUAGUUCAAACGGUCGCUUGGGCCAGGAAGCAGUCUGGCCAGUCUGGAAUAGGCCCCUGUGAUGAGGAGGCGCUCGCUUUGUGGAAGGUUACAGCCAAAAUUAGAUCCGUGUUGGAAGGUAUUGAUACUAAGGGUGACGAAUUCAAGACGAUCAGACGUCUCUACGGCGUGAACCGGUUCAAGUGCCCUCGAGUCAACUGUCACUACUAUCAUCACGGAUUCCGCUUCCUUGACCAGCGGAACCGACAUACCAAAAAGCACACCCGACCGUACCUCUGCGUUGUCGCGGGCUGUCCGAUGGAGGUCUUCGGUUACGCGCUGGAAAAAGAACUGCAAAAGCACUUGUUUGACGUGCAUCACAUCAACGAUGCCAGUGAUGGAGAUGAGCCAGACUUCCCUAAACCUAUAAGAAAGGAAACAUCCAAGUCCGGAGGAGUUGAGGGAAAGUUCAGAUGUACCGACUGUGAUAAGACUUUUACCCAAAAAAAGAGUCUGAAUCGACAUCAGAGAAGUCAUGCUAGUGAGAGGUCUUUCCUUUGUACCACUUGUGGCAAACCCUUCACACGAAAAGAAGACUGCGAGCGCCAUCAGGAUGUACAUAGUAGCGAUAAACAAAAGUACGUCUGUGCCGGAACUCUCAAGGAUGGGACAAAGUGGGGGUGCAAUAGAUCCUUCGCCAGAAAGGACAAACUCAGGGAUCAUUUCCGGCCAGAAAAGAAUCUCAAGUGCAUCUUGCCUUGGCUGCGAGAGAAACAGGCAGCUGGUGGGGUCGAUGGAAAAUAUCUGGAUGACAACGUGUUUGCCGAUCAAAAGGGUGCCAAUGCCGAGGUCCUGCUCACGGCUGGGCGAACCUUACCCCCUUUUCGGGUCUUUUUGGAGAAAUGCGGUCUUUGA
This is a messenger RNA of Aspergillus eucalypticola CBS 122712, 4233 nucleotides long. RefSeq lists its product as uncharacterized. The record is from RefSeq and is a predicted model, not a curated record. Lineage: Eukaryota; Fungi; Ascomycota; Eurotiomycetes; Eurotiales; Aspergillaceae. The transcript is spliced from 10 exons. Bases 1 to 4233 code for a protein of 1410 amino acids.